This is a messenger RNA of Oryza sativa Japonica Group (Japanese rice), 1785 nucleotides long. RefSeq lists its product as uncharacterized. The record is from RefSeq and is a predicted model, not a curated record. Lineage: Eukaryota; Viridiplantae; Streptophyta; Magnoliopsida; Poales; Poaceae.
CAUGCCUAGUACUCCCCAGCGAGGUGGAGGUGAUUUAGGGUUCCAGGCCGCCGCCCUCCGCCAGCAGUUCCCUGACCGGCGCCGCGACUUCUCCGGGCCAGUGGAACGAAGUUGCCGCAUCGGCGUCCCCUGCAUCCCACCGCAUCGAGAAGGGACAGGGUUGCUGAGAGCAGCAGCGCCACCAGCCCAACCGUGGUGAUGGCUUCGUCGCCGGAGAAGAAGGAUCCUCCUAGUUGUGGCUCUCGGGAUUCCCAGCCCAUCCCUUGCACGGACGAUCCCCCCUUGUCUGAAUCCCCAACGACGGACCUAGGCUGCCACGAUCCGCGCGACGAGGACGCCGACCACCCGGCACCACCCAUGGGCAAAGGUGACAUCGACGAGGAUAGUGAUGAUGAUGGUUACGCAGACGAGGAGACAACUUGCCCAGGGCAGAACUUCACGAAGGAGCAGGCAAAGGAAAUAAUUCGCAAGUGGCUAGAAACAUACGACAAGAGGAAUAGAGAAUUCAUGGUGGCGUGCGAGGAGUUCCAAAAGCAGGGAGGGGAUGAGACGAGUGCUUCUUGUCCAGUAUUUCCUUUGAAACCGCUCCCGGAGACAACAGAUUUCUGUACCACCAAGAGUUUGUGCUAUCACCGUGAAUACAAGACCAAUGAUACUUCUGAGACUGCAUCUACUAUUGGGUGGCUUGAACCCAAGGAGAUGCUCCAGAUCUUCUCUUUGAGGUUGUCCAGCUCCAUGUCCUAUCCUAUUAGUGUUUACGGAAUCUUUGCAGUACGUGAUUACUUGGACCCUUUGAGGAAUUAUGUCUUCAACCGUACCAGAGAUGAUCCUGUCAUAGUUGAACAGGAUUCCUUCACAUUACCUCUUUGCAGCCCUUGUCGAGGAAUGUAUGUAGUAGAAUAUGCAUUGUUUGAGGUUGAUCUUUGGGUGAAAAUGGAAGGUGGAGUAUCUAAUGACAAGCAAUUAGUAUCCGCGUAUGUCGAGAUUUUUGCCCGUGGCGUGUUUAAUAAGGAGAUAAGGGGGCGGAUAUUAAGCGACCAUUGCUAUCUGGACAUACACUAUAUGUAUCUUUCACAGAGUAUUGAAGCUGUCAUACAAGUAUCCACAGAGAUUGACAGUAACGAUCCUCGUCAUGUGAGAUUCACUGCAUUUUGUAGUGGCUUUGACCGUGAGAUUUUGCUGUUCAAUGGGAAAUUCUGCAAGGACAAGUCUUUCCAGCACAUUGUGGCAAUGAAGUCCAAGGGAAAACUGGUUGUUCACUUGGAGUUUGAGGGAUCCCUGUUUUGCUGGACUUUUAACAAUGGUGAGCUUGGAGCUGUUAAUUCUCCCGAUGAUUCAGUCCUGAAGCAAUUUCAUGUCAGGGUGUUGUUUUCUCCAAAAUAAUGUGUACCAGCCUAUAAUAGCUUCUUUGGGUGAAGGAGAGGAAGUAAAUCAGUAUAAAAAGCUUGAUACAAUGUAGUGCUUGUGUUAAGAUGCUUAUCUGGGUAAUAAACUAGACCAGUACUUGCAUUCAGAUUUGCAAAUUGCAUCCAGGGCCGAGAUUGUUGGAGGCACUGUUCACAAGGAGGCUUAAUCUUUGAAACCUGGAUGGGAUGUCCAUCCAUCAUUGUGCUCUAGCCUCUAAUCCAAACAUUGAUGGAUUGUACACAAUUUGUGCUUUAUGGGCUUAAUUUUACCUCCAUUCUCUCGCCCACUAGGGAAUAUUUCUGGUGAAUAGUGUUAGGUCCUCUUUGUUAAAGCUUAGACUUAUUGACUUAGGUUUUAAAGUUAUCUUUUUUUUAUAUA